Chara braunii is the source of this 1975-nucleotide messenger RNA. Lineage: Eukaryota; Viridiplantae; Streptophyta; Charophyceae; Charales; Characeae. The record is from the annotation of a GenBank genome assembly.
ACAAUUCCCAAUCAUAGACUGGAUCACACCCACACCAGACUUCCUGAUACCUCAACACGACACCAUGAUGGCAUGUUUGAACACCCAAGGUGCAGUACCACCGCAAUUACCAGAAUUCUGGCACUUUGCUGUGAGAGACCAAACAGUGAAGGUUGAAGUCUCUACCAAAAGCAAUCCAGUAUGUUUCAAGUGCAGGCAGAGAGGACAUAUGGGAACGGAUCCAAGAUGCCCAAAGAACGCAGACUCUGCAAGGAACAAACCGCUGAAAUGGACCAACCUUGAAGAGGUAGAGGGGGAGCCUGGUUUCUGGUUUGUCAGGGAUGCCAAAUAUAUCGGAUGGGUUUUCAACGAGAAUCUGGAGACCCCAGAUUGGGUCUGGGUGCUGGGGGGAGCACCCUCGCAAAGGCCAGACAUCUACCCACCUUCAGACAACAGCUGGCAAACCAAGAAUGUAGGCAAAAAAUCCCCCAAAAUCUUCACAACAGACCAGGUUCUAAACAAACAAAGAGUCCAGGAAGAGAGGAGGUUGAGAGACCUCCAAAUGGACCUAGACGAAACAGGAGAACUGGCUGAAAGAAGAUGGACAGAAGUGGUCAAAGAAAGAGGAGCGAACGGAAUGCAGACAGACCCAGCGGCCAACAACGCAACAAGCAGCAUACAAUACACGCGCAAAGGGAACUCAGGAACGACGCAAAGAAAGGAAACCACUGCAGAUCAGGAGAACACAAGAGAACAGGAUGUGAAAAUGACAGAGGACAGGAGAAUUGGGGUAAAAAGAAAGGGAGAGGAAAUCACAAAAGAAGAAGCUAUGGGAAGAGAAACAGAGGAGGAAUACCAUCACGGGCAGGAGGAAGAAGAGUGGGAGAACAGACCCAUCGAGAAGAUCAAGGAAUACAUCCAAGUAAUGAAGGCUCAGAGGGCAAGUAUGUUCGAAUUACAUAUGGCUUAUGUGAGAGAAGAGGAGAAGGCAAGAGGAGGCGAGAUCCCACUCACGACCAACCCCUACGAACCUCUGAACGAAGAAGAAGAAAUGGUCGAAUACUACGCCCAACAGUAUUGUAGAAUCAAGAAGGACCAGACAAGGAAGCAAAAGGCCAGAGAGGGGGGUGAAGAGCAGAGAGAAGAAGGAGGAUGGAGAGAGGACAGAUACAAAAUGCCCGAGUUACCAGAGACCUAUAACAAAAAGAGGAAAGCGGAGGAAAAGAAGAAAGGUAACCCGAAAGGAGGCAAAGGAAAGGGAAGCAAAGAACAAGGAGAGAAUGCAAAGGGGCAAGGAGAAAAAGGCAAGAACGGGAACAAGUCUCAGAUGCAACAAGAGCAAGGAGAACAGAUCAAUGAGCGAGAAUCCCUCUUGUUACAGUCCGAAGUCUUGGAAGCACAAGUCCAAAGACUAGCAGACUUGAACGAAGAAAUGAGGCUAAAAACGGUCACAGUGGGAUCUCUGAACGAAUGCACGCAGACCGAAUUCUGGAAUAAGGCGGCAGCAACAAGCAAGAUGAUCCUGCCCUCCAGAACAAUCUUGGCUAUGAUGUUCGAUGAACUGACAGAGGAGUGGCAGAUCGCCACAGCAGCCAACUUCGCCCUUCCCAGACUCCAGAGGGGACAAAGCAUAAAGGAGAAGCUUACAUUUGCAGUUUUAGAAAAAGUACCAACCAAAAUUGGAUUGUUAGGUGCAAUACUGAGAGUGUCCACCACCAAUGGAAGGGAGAACGACGACAAAGAAGACUCCCUUGAUUUAAUAUUCCGUUCAACCAAUUAUGCUGCUCAAGGCGCGCCUGCCUUUGAUUUGUCGGCUGCUGAGAGGCCAACGAUUGCCGCUGCUGCUGUUGCUGCUGAGGCAACAGUGAUUGCCUUCGCUGUUGAUGCUGAGGCGACGGUAGCUGCCUCUGCUGCUGUUGCUGCUGCUGUGCUGGAGAGAAUGUAGUGCAUGCUGCUAUUCCAUGCGGAAAUUGCAAAAUAAAAAAUCCGGGGGGUC